Messenger RNA from Anopheles arabiensis, 4460 nucleotides. It is a transcript of the gene snz, whose product is annotated as sorting nexin-25. The record is from RefSeq and is a predicted model, not a curated record. Bases 495 to 3989 code for a protein of 1164 amino acids. Lineage: Eukaryota; Metazoa; Arthropoda; Insecta; Diptera; Culicidae. The transcript is spliced from 4 exons. Gene Ontology annotation, cellular component: intracellular membrane-bounded organelle. Gene Ontology annotation, molecular function: phosphatidylinositol binding.
CUGACACAACGUCGGUAAACAAUCGCUACGCUACACGCCCUGUUGUUCCCCGAAUCCAACCACAUCCAGCCGUGGCGGAAAAUCGUGUGGUCGUGCCAGAAGUAAGAUGUUUUCCCUGCUGGCACGGUGCCACUAGACUCGCGCAUCGGUUCGUGCGUAAAUCCGUCGCAGUAUCCGCUGUCCGCCGUGCAUCGGUUCGUCGUUCGGUGCGUAUGCUUGCGGGUGCAUACGGUAAAUAGAAACACACACACGCACGCAUAGCUACAGGUCUGGAAAGUUGAAGCUCCCGCAAUAUGUUGCGGGUGGCGCACGCGAUCACGAGGGCCGCUUCGUGCGGCAGUGGUUGCCUGGGUGAAAGGAGGGUGGUGGGUGGCUAGUGUGCGAAGCGCGUACCAAUAUUUGUGGGUACGCGCAAAAAAAAUCCAUCAAAACCAGUGUUCCAGGUGUAAGCGCACCAGCCGCCAGUGGCUUCUGUGCAGGCGUGACCUUCCGGCAUGAGGGUACAGUACUGGAUCGGUGCGAUAGCAGCUGUCCUCUGUGCCGUGUGCGUGUACUCGCCCAUUUUCCUUUACUUUCUGCUGUUCGUCCUCUACUCGUUGGUGCUGAUUGCUGUCGCGGUGUUUGGCACCAUCUAUGUGCACUACAAGCUAACCAACCGUGAACCGGUCUCGUACGUCGACCAAGGGGAAGACCAGCAAGCGAAUGUCCUGUACAAUGCCACACGCUCGCCGCUGUUUGGCAACGGUACGCCCGGAUCCUCGCCCGGGAUCUCCCGCCACCAGGGGAGCCGUUCGGCGGGCGGCACCGGCGGAUCGACAGGCGGGUCCGGGCACCCCCAGCUGCCGAUCAUCUUCGGGCGCACGGUCGACGGGCUGCUGCAGCAGAUCAUCGACAACGCGAUGCGCGAUCUGGUCGGGCCGGCCCUAGAGCUGGUGGUCGCGAACCCGCGCCGCAUCGUCGAGCUGCUGCGCGAGGACAUCUGGCUCAGCAUCGAGAAGCUGCACGAGCGGGCCGCCCGCAUCGACGCACCGAAGCUGAUCGCUUGCGACUUUGUUGCGAAGGUGACGCUGCAUCUGCAAAAGAUCCGCCGGCAAACGGCGGCGGCCACGAACGGCGGGACUAAGCGUGAGGGUGGGCCAGCGGAGGCUACGGGCGAACAAGCCGAUCCCGUCGUGACCGCCUCCUACCUCGCGUCGACCGAGAAGGAGCUCGACUUUCUCAAGAAGAUUGGCGAGAUACUGGUCAUCUUUCUGCUACCGCGCGGCUACUCGCUCUCCCCAGUGAAGGAUCUGCUGAGCGAGGUGCUCGCCUACCGGGUGCUGCACCCGGCGAUCCACUACCUGACCGCGCCCGACUUCAUCAACCAGCAGAUCGUGGAGUGCAUCGAGACGCGGCUGGUCGCGGUCGCGAUCCAGAAGCGCAGCCACGAGUACGCGGCCAACUUCGAGGACUUUCUGCGCAUCAUCGACAUGACGCAGACGGUCGAGGAACUGCAGUCGAUACGGGCGAGCAUCGUGAGUGACAUCCGGCAGGCGACGGCAAUGCAAACGAUGCAGCGGACCCGGGGCGGCUUCGCGAUGGCGGCCUGUGACGGCGCCGACACGGGCGGGUCGGCCGACAACGGUGGUGCCAGCGGUGGUGAUGGGGAGCCGGCGGCCGCCACUCAGCGCCUGAAGCGCUACAUCCAGCAGCUGUCGUACGCGAAAAGCCAGUGCGAACAGUGUCUGGCGCGGCUCGGCUGGGAGGGAUGCGUGAGCAACGAUGUGGACCUGUCGCUCGCCGACAUUCUGUCCACGGUCGGGGGUCGCCGCGCGCUCACCGCCUUCCUCGAGCCGCUCAACGCGGCCAGCCUGGUCGGGUACUACACGACGGUGGAGGAGCUGCGCCGGGCGGCCCGCUCCGCCUGGCACCAGCUCGGGGCGGAGAUUUUCUACACGUACGUGCGGGCGCCCAGCUCGGAGAUCCCGCUCGACAAGGCGACGCGCAAGCGCAUGGAGGCGUUCCUGGUCGGGGACGUCGGCGACCCGGACGUGUUCUACGAGGUGCAGCGCGAGUGUCUGGCGCUGCUCGAGCAGAAGUAUUACCGGCCGUUCCUGCUGAGCGAUGAGUACGGCCGGCUGAAGCGGUCGCUGACGCAGGACGAGUUUAAGGAGCUGAUCGCGUCGGGCGGUACAUGCGGCGUCAGCGGCGGAGGAGGCGGCGGGCUCGAGAGCGAGCUGAUACUGCAGCACGCCACGAGUCAGGACAGCCAGGAGAGCCAGGAAAGCUCGACGGGCAGCGCGGCGAACGGGGGCGGCAGCGAGGGCGCCACCGAUCCGGCCCUGGCCGAUCUGAGCAACCAUUCGCAGUACGCGCGCAACAAGCUGGACCGGCUGGACGAGAAGCUGGCAAACAAGCAGCAGGCGCUAGAAGCGCUGAAACAAUCGCUCAAGCCCGACUCGAAGCUGCUGCUGAUGCUGGAGCGGGAGAUCGAGUGGCUGCGGGGCGAGCGGCGCCAGCUCGAGUCACACCUGCUGCGCACCGCCGUCUGGGGCGAGUACCUCGGCAGCUGGCGGGCGAUCGUCGAGAGCGUCGACUUUUCCGACGACCGGGAGCCGCCCCAGUUCAUGAUCGUGGUGCAGGUGGACGAGAUGAACGACUACGGCAGUGGUGGUAGCGGCGGGCGGGACGACACCACCGUCACGACGGCACUCGAGGCGACCGACACAAUCUCGACCGGGUGGGUGGUGGUGCGGUCGCUCGCCCAGUUCCACGCCCUGCACCGCAAGCUGCGCCCGAUGUGCGCGGAGCUGCGCCAGCUCGAUCUGCCCUCGAACAAUGCGUUCAAGCUGUUCCUGCUCAAGAACGAUCGGGCACUGCUGGAGAAGGCCAAGGCGCAGGUCCAGCGCUAUCUCAGCUUCAUCCUCGAGGACGACCACCUGAACCAGAGCGAGGCGGUGUACGAGUUCCUCAGCCCGAGCUCGGACCGGCUGAAGCAGGGCGUGCUGACCGGCAACCCGUCGCCGUCGAAGAAGCCGACUUCCAAGUUUUCGCUUGCCACCAUCUUCCGCAGCAACAGCGACAAGCUGGAGCAGCUCUGGCAUGUCGGGAGCGGUGGUGGUGCUGGCGGCGAGCGCCCGUUCGGCGGUGGCGGCGGCGGCGGUGGCGGUGGCACCGACCACCAUCCCGACUUCACGCCGGAAGAUGCCGAUCAAGUGUCGCUGUAUCUGGAGGGUGGUCCCGCACCGUCCGGCCCCAGCUCGUCCGGCGCCUCCCCGCCCACCGACGGUGCCGCCGUCGCGAUGGAGCUGCGCGACUCGAUUGCCGAGCCGCUGUACGGGCUGCUCGGCGAGAUAUUCGAUCUCGGCGGCGUGUUUCGCUGGCUGCGCAAGAGCCUCAUUUCGUUCGUGCAGAUCACGUACGGGCAGACGAUCAACCGGCAGCUGCGCGAAUCGAUCGCCGCCCUGUUCGACGAGCCGAUGCUGCACGCGUACGCCAGUGCCGUCCUGCGCAGCCUCUGGCCGGGCGGCGGCACGUUGCAGGCGGACGGCGUCCGGCUCCUGCCGCCCGCCGAGCGUACCGAGGACGAGCGCGAGAUGAUCAUGAACGCGGCCCGGUCCCUGCUGCAGGACAACAUACCGGAGCUGCUGUGCAGCCUGAUCGGGGCGCAGAACGCGCGCCAGGGUGCGCUCAAGCUGUUCGAGGUGCUCCAGAACCCGCUCUACAACAAGCAGCUGUUUUACGAUCUGCUCGAAACGCUCAUGCUGGAGCUUUUCCCGGAGAUACGCCAGCUCAAACCGGCCGCGGCGGGCAGCACCGGCAAUGGUGCGACCGUCGCGCCCGGCCACGCUACCGGCAGUAGUAGCAGCAGCACGGUCCUGCGGCCACGCGAGUACCACCAUCAACCGGCAGCGGCGGGUUCGUCGCCUGCCGCACCGAUCUAUUCACCACCGACGCCAACGGGGGCGGUGGGUUCCGCUUCGGGAACACCUAUUAGAAGCAUAUCAUAAAAUCCCCCCCGCCCCCUCCAUCCACCUUUCACUGCAGCUUUUGCGAAGGAAACCGAUCUUUUUUUUAUAUCGAUUUUUGUUUUGAAAAGUAUUAUUAUUAUUUUAUUCUCUGAAUUGUAGAGGAAAUUUUGGACAAGCAUUCCCCAUGUGCUUAUGCCCAUUCCCUGCCUUAAGGGACCCCCCUUAUUGACCUAUUGCAAUUUCCUGAUCGUUUGUGUGGGCUGGCGUGGCAGCUAAGACGAGGCCUAAACAGUGCUGCAAAAUGUCACUGACAAUGUCAUACAAAAAUUGACUGAAACAAAAUCCACGUUAGCGUCACGUACUGAAUUGUGAUAAUCAGAGGCGAUACUCAAAACGGUUGGUGAGAUAAAUGUAUGCUUCGUGACAUUUUUGCGACCAACGCUUGGUCAGUCACUAUGACAUGACUUUUUUUCACUGUGAUCAGUUCUGCAAAAAUGUCGCUGACAUAGU